UUCGUCCUUGUAAAAAUUUACGGAUAAAUAUCUCAUCCCAAUACAUAUUUUCUGUUUGUGGAUAUCAUUGUGGGUGUCCAUAAAAUUUGGAUCCAUUUUGUCAUCCCUUGUUUAGAAUCUCUAAUUCCAAUAAAUCUUUUCUUCAAGCAUCGUACAAUUCUAGCUGGCACUGCCAGUCUUACCGCACUGUGUUUGAUGAUGAUAAUAUAUAUUAAGGAAGUUUAUUAUUUAGAACCACAACAAAGCCUUCAUGAAUUACAAGUAUAAAGAGGUAGUCUUACUCCUGCUCAGAUCCAUAUUACAUUGUUCUGCCUUUCCUUUGCAACUAGUUCAUUGAAGAGCAACAAAAAUAAUGGCUGAAACAAAGUUGAGCUUUAAGGACAAAAGAUGGUCACUCCAUGGGAUGACUGCUCUAGUCACAGGAGCCACCCGCGGCAUAGGGCAUGCCAUUGUUGAAGAAUUGGCAGAAUUUGGGGCAGCUGUUCAUAUUUGUGCACGGAACCAAGAUGAUAUUGAUAAAUGUUUGGAAGAGUGGAAAAGCAAGGGACUUACUGUGACGAGUUCAGUAUGUGAUUUACAAUGUUCUGACCAACGUAUAAGAUUAAUGGAAAUUCUUUCCUCCAUCUUCCACGGAAAGCUCAAUAUUUUAGUGAACAAUGCUGCGACAACUAUAACAAAGAAAAUAAUAGAUUACACUGCAGAAGAUAUAUCAACCAUAAUGGGUACUAAUUUUGAGUCCGUUUAUCAUUUGACUCAACUUGCACACCCGCUUCUAAAAGAAUCUGGACAAGGAAGCAUAGUAUCUAUUUCGUCCAUUGCAGGUUUAAAAGCCCUUCCCGUUUUCUCUGUUUAUGCAGCUUCCAAAGGAGCCAUGAAUCAAUUCACCAAAAACUUAGCAUUGGAAUGGGCAAAGGAUAAUAUUCGUGCAAAUGCUGUGGCACCUGGACCUGUUAUGACAAAACUUUUGGACUCUAUCAUGAAUUCUUCUGGAGGGGAUGAGUCUGUGGAUGGAAUAGUGUCUCAAACACUUGUUGGUCGCAUGGGAGAAGCUAAAGAGAUAUCAGCAUUAGUUGCUUUUCUUUGCCUUCCAGCUGCAUCAUACAUCACUGGACAGGUUAUAUGUGCUGAUGGGGGUUUCACAACUUAGUUUACUGCUAUUCAUUUGGCUGCUGAAUAAAAUUCUAGUGUUCUUUCUCUACCGUUUGAGUUUCUUCCGACCGAAUCAUGCUUGGUAUAUCGUUGGUUGGAUUUGUCAACUGUUUUUAAACAUUUAGCCAUGUGUUUUUAUUUAGUCCCGUUGUAAGUGUGUCUUUCUGCCAAACUAUUCAACAAGGCAGAAUAAUUGUUAAUAACCUUCUCCCUUAGGUUAUCCUUUUGUGGUGUUAAAAAUGAAACAUCACUUCAUCGUACGUUUGUGGUAAUCCUUCUCCUCAAUAUUGAAUAUAUAUU
Glycine soja is the source of this 1449-nucleotide messenger RNA. Its product is annotated as tropinone reductase homolog At5g06060-like. Gene Ontology annotation, molecular function: oxidoreductase activity. The transcript has 5 exons. The record is from RefSeq and is a predicted model, not a curated record. The coding region runs from base 353 to 1147 and encodes 264 amino acids. NCBI's taxonomy places the organism in Eukaryota, Viridiplantae, Streptophyta, Magnoliopsida, Fabales, Fabaceae.